This is a messenger RNA of Sorghum bicolor (sorghum), 1102 nucleotides long. Its product is annotated as CASP-like protein 4B3. NCBI's taxonomy places the organism in Eukaryota, Viridiplantae, Streptophyta, Magnoliopsida, Poales, Poaceae. The transcript has 3 exons. The record is from RefSeq and is a predicted model, not a curated record. The coding region runs from base 327 to 917 and encodes 196 amino acids.
AAAAAAAGAGUAACACUCGACGGGCCCACACGCACCAGCAAGUCCAGCACCAGCGCACCACAGCUCCCCUAUCGCGGACGCCGCCGGCCGAAAAAACGUCGGCGUCGGCGUCACCGUCACGGCCCCUGCCCGUGCCCGUGCCCGUGCAGGCCCGUCGUCACACUCAUACAUCUCCUCCCCCUCAACCUCAAGCCCUGACCCUCAGCCGCCUAUAUUUCUACAACCACGUCGGUUUCGCCGGCUCUGCCUCGUCGUGACGUCGUGUGUCCGGCCGAGGAGGAAAGCAACUAGCCAGCCAGUGCCACCCGAUCGAGAUCCGCCGGCCUAUGUCGGAGUCCGGCAAGGCCGACGCGCGACCGAGUGUCGCGCCGGCGCUGGUCGCCGCCGAUGGCGAUGCCGGGGCCGGGCCGGCUGACGCUGGCGGCGUGAGGUCCAUGAUGGAGCGGUGGAAGAUGGACGGCGCGGCGGCGCGGGCGCGGCUGCUGCUCCGAGCCCUGGCGUGGCUCUUCUCCCUCCUCGCCCUCGUCGUUUUGGCGUCCAACCAGCACGGCGGCAGCCAGGACUUCCGCAACUACCCCGAGUACAACUACUGCCUGGGCAUCUCGAUCGUGGCGUGGCUCUACGCCACGGCGCAGGUCCUGCGCGACGUCCACCGCCUCAGCUCCGGGAGGGACCUCAUCGCGGCGAGGAAGGCGUCCGCCGUCGUCGACUUCGCCGGAGACCAGGUCGUCGCUUACUUCUUGAUAUCGGCGAUGUCCGCGUCGGCACCGGUGACGGAUUACAUGCGCCAGGCGGCGGACAACCUGUUCACCGACUCGGCGGCGGCGGCGAUCAGCAUGGCCUUCUUCGCGUUCGUGGCCAUCGGCCUCUCUGCUCUCGUCUCCGGGUACAACCUCUCCAUGGAGGUUCUUGUAUAGCCUGUAAAUCACAACUCUCCAUUUCAUGUGUCACGGCACGUUACCCAACCCCAACAUUGUGCAUAUAAUAUUGCCUCCAGUUGUUAGUUGACCAUUUUUUCUCUAUGAUCAACAAAUUGCUUAGUCAAAGCGGGUGUAUUGGAUUUCAUAUUUUUGCAACCCAAGGUCUGCUAUGCUGUGUGGAA